GUGAUCAUUCCCCGUCAAAAAUGACAAGAUUCCAACAAAUGGAAAGCAAUGGUGAGCAGAUAAAAACGUUUAUUUUUGGCAAUAAAACUAAACAGAACACAUCGGAAGGAAGUGCAACGCUACAGAUUCUGAUUCCAGAGCUGCUAUUGCCUGGAUAUUCAUUCUACACCUGGCCAUCGGCUCAAGUGCUGGCUUGGUUUCUCUGGGAACGACGAUUAUCUUUGCUGAAUAAACGUGUGCUGGAGCUGGGAGCCGGAACGUCACUUCCCGGAAUCCUUGCAGCCAAGUGCGGUGCUCACGUAACACUGAGUGACUGCAGUACUCUACCGAAAACGCUACAGCACAUGCAACGGUGCUGCCGAUUGAACAGCCUUACACCUGGAAAGGACAUCGAAGUCGUUGGGUUGACUUGGGGAUUGUUCUUGGAUCAGAUUUUCCAGCUGGGACCAAUCGACUUUAUUAUCGGGUCGGACAUUUUCUACGAUCCUUCGGUGUUCGAAGAUAUUCUGGUGACGGUAUCGUUCCUUCUGGAAGCUAACUCUCAAGCAAGGUUUCUCUUUACCUACCAGGAACGAAGUUCAGACUGGUGCAUUGAGACACUUUUAAAGAAGUGGGGUUUACAGUGUAAUAUAGUUAAUUUAGAAAACCUUGGAUCUGAGCUUGGCAUCGACCCGCAGGAGUUGAUGGGCAGUCAUACCAUCCAUCUGUUGGAAGUGACGAGAAGAUCUUGAACGGUUUUAGGAAACGUGGAUAGCUUUUAGUAAGUUAGUUCCGUAAGCACUCGCUCUAGUAUGUCUUCCCCAGGAGUCAACGCGCUUGCACGCGGUGUGCAAAAGUUGUUUGUUGGCAAUCUGCCCUGGACAAUUAGUACAAAGGAGUUGCAGUCGUAUUUUUCGAAGUAU
Molecule: messenger RNA, 902 nt
Organism: Ochlerotatus camptorhynchus
Lineage: Eukaryota; Metazoa; Arthropoda; Insecta; Diptera; Culicidae
Product: histone-arginine methyltransferase METTL23
Exons: 2
Coding region: 21-731 (236 amino acids)
Cellular component (GO): nucleus; cytoplasm
Source: RefSeq, a predicted model, not a curated record